GAGAAUAAGGAGCAUGCAUCGAAUUAAGGGUUUGCUCAUCCAAACCAAACAUAGGCGUAAAUAAUAAACUUCCAUGGGAACCUUGCUGGGUCAUGUCGUCCCUGGCCUCGCCUUCACUAUGCUUGGCCUCUGGCACACGCUCAACACUACCAAAUCCUACAAUCUCAACGGCCCUUCCACCUUCUCCUCCACAACUUGGUUUCCUUCAUCCACUCUCAAACACUUAGAGCUCUACCUCCUCAUCUCCUUCGGCCUUCUCGCCGCCGUCCUCCAACUCCUUGACUAUCCCCGUUUUGCCUUCUCCUUCCAACCCAACAAUUUCGAGCAUGCCACCAUGUUCCUCCAUGUCAUAAUCUAUGCCUCUGUUGCCCUCGCUGCUGACUCAGCCUCGCCCUCCCACGCAGGGCUGGUGGGCGCGCUGGCCGCUUCUGUCUUCGGGCAAGAAUUCUUCUUGCUGCACUACCACUCAGCAGACCACACCGGGCUCGAGGGGCACUACCACUGGCUUCUCCAGCUCAUAGUCGCCGCAUCUGCACUUGCCACAGUGAUGACAACUGGAUUCCCCGGCAGCUUCGUGGCCACACUGGUGAGGUCGGUGUCGGUGCUGUUCCAAGGGGUGUGGUUCAUAGUCAUGGGGCUCGUGCUGUGGGUUCCAGCACUGGUGCCGAAGGGGUGCUAUGCCGUGUCUUCGCCGGAGCGUGGCCGUGGCGCUGUAGCCUGCCACACGGAGGAAGCAAGCAUGAGGGCGGUGACAUUGGCGAACAUGCAACAUAGUUGGACGCUGGCUGUGAUAUGUAUCUUUGUAGCCUAUCUGUGUCUGAGGCCGAUGCCGAGCGUGAAGUCGCCACAGAAGUACAGGAAGCUCGAGGAGCCACCAGUUGGCACUCUGGAGAUAAGCCAUGAAUACUCUGUUUCAGAACAACUCAAACAGGUCCCUGGAGCCUUUUAAGACAUGGAUGUCCUAAGUAAACCGAUCGAUGCUUUGCAAUUCUAUGUAUACCUCGUAGAAGACUUAGUGGCACUACUACUUUUGUUCUACUAUGAGAAUCUUGUCCCAAUAAAUAUUAGCUAAUUGCCAUUAA
Zingiber officinale is the source of this 1082-nucleotide messenger RNA. RefSeq names its product transmembrane protein 45A-like. NCBI's taxonomy places the organism in Eukaryota, Viridiplantae, Streptophyta, Magnoliopsida, Zingiberales, Zingiberaceae. Bases 74 to 949 code for a protein of 291 amino acids. The transcript has a single exon. The record is from RefSeq and is a predicted model, not a curated record.